Molecule: messenger RNA, 3334 nt
Organism: Oncorhynchus gorbuscha (pink salmon)
Lineage: Eukaryota; Metazoa; Chordata; Actinopteri; Salmoniformes; Salmonidae
Product: PR domain zinc finger protein 1-like
Exons: 7
Coding region: 181-2409 (742 amino acids)
Biological process (GO): cell fate commitment; regulation of transcription by RNA polymerase II
Cellular component (GO): cytoplasm; nucleus
Molecular function (GO): DNA-binding transcription repressor activity, RNA polymerase II-specific; RNA polymerase II cis-regulatory region sequence-specific DNA binding; histone deacetylase binding
Source: RefSeq, a predicted model, not a curated record
GAGAGAGAGAGAGAGAGAGAGAGAGAGAGAGAGACCCACACACACCACUGUCUCUCAGUUGCAACAGGUACACGCAGUAUAAUAAUCUCAUCAGAGAGAGCGCGAGGGAGAAGGGGAAAGAGAAGGAAGGAGAGGGACCAUCAAUUACACAGGCACUCGAGGAUACAGAUAACCUGCUCUAUGUGUGGCUCCUCUCAAGGCUUCACAGCCUCCUCUUCCUCCCAGAACAGCACAGCCAUGUUAACCUCAGAUGGCUCCCCCUUUCCCCACACCACAUCGGUCUCCACCCCCACCCUGACCAUGACCGACUCAAACCUCCAGGACAUAGACAUGACCCUCUGGAGUGAGGCCGAGUUCCAGGAGAGGUGCACCUACAUCUUGAAGGACCACCCGUGGCACCCGGGUAACCACCCAGAGAACCAGACCAAGGCUGAGAGGUCUCUACCCAGAAACUUGGUCCUGAAACGCUGCCCUGACUCUGCAGAGGUGCUUGGGGUGACCAGUCGGGAGCUCAUUCAGAAGGGUACACGGUUCGGCCCUCUGGUGGGCCAGACCUACAGCAAUGACAUGGUGCCCAAAGAUGCCAACAGGAAGUACUUCUGGAGAGUGUUCUCCGAGGGUCGGUUACAUCACAUCCUGGAUGGCUUGGACGAGGAGAAGAGCAACUGGAUGCGCUACGUCAACCCGGCCCGUUGUCACGGAGACCAGAACCUGGCGGCGUGCCAGACUGGCAUGGCCAUCUACUUCUACACGGUGAGAGCCGUGCCACCGGGCCAGGAGCUGCUGGUGUGGUACUGCCCGGAGUUCGCCCACCGUCUCAACUACCCGCCCCCCGGAGAGCUCUUCACGGAGAGAAUUGAGCAAAACAAUGUUCGUGGAAAGAAUUCAGGGAAGACGGGGCACAGCAUGUCUGAAAUCCUGAGGAUGGAGCACACCAAGCCCGACCCCACUUGCCCCCAACUCCCCGAAUCAGCACUGUCCUCAACCUGCAGCCCUGUCCUACCCCUGUGCCCCUCUGUGGUCUACUCCAGCUACCCACCCAUCCAGUACUGUGGCCCCCCAAUCCCCAAAAGGUCCCUCAGCAGCCGUGUCAGCCCCCACAUGCACUUCCCUGUCAAGCCCAGCCUGGGCAUCCCCAUCACAGCCCAACAUUACACAGUGUCGUCAUUGCCAGGUCGCAUGUACCCCAGUUCACUGUGCAGUCCCUACCUCAUACCUCACUUCCCGCUUGGCAUUAACAGCCUACUACCUCACACAUACCCCCUGUACAGUGACAGAAUAGCUCCUCAUAUGCCAUUUCCACCUCACAUGCUGCCUUUUGAGGUGUACCCACACGUUCUGCGCCCAUCUGCCAAUGUACACAAAGAGCUCCUGCUUGCACUGACCACCACCCCAAAAAACCUCUCACUGCCCAAUGGCAGCAGAGAUCUGCCCCUCGCACAGACCAAAAGCAAAAAAGACCUCAAUUGUAUGCCGACCAAUGGGUGCAAACACCUUGGGGACCAUGUGCCUUCACCAAAGAAUUACCUUAAAAACCUACCUUUGACACCAAUGGACAAUUUCAGUGACCCCAAUCAUUCAUCUGCCAGCAGCACCUUCGAUGACCAGCCUCUACCAGCUACCUCUUCAAUGGCAAACUGCCUCGCACCCAGGGGAGGCUCACCGCUGGCGGGCCUGCCCGCCUCUUCUGACUACCUCCCCUCCAAGCGCACAUCCGCCCUCCUGAGCUCCAGCCACAGUGCAGAGGAAGGGGCAGUGGACCUGCGGAAGGCCAGGCAUGGUGGACGGGUCAUCGGGUACAAGACCCUGUCCUACCCGCUCACACGGAAGAAUGGGAAGAUCCGGUACGAGUGCAACAUCUGCAGCAAGCUCUUCGGUCAGCUAUCCAACCUCAAGGUCCACCUGCGCGUCCACAGUGGAGAGCGGCCCUUCAGGUGUCAGACCUGCAGUAAGGACUUCACCCAGCUGGCCCACCUGCAGAAACACUUCCUGGUUCACACUGGGGAGAAGCCACACGAAUGCCAGGUGUGCCGCAAGCGUUUUAGCAGCACCAGCAACCUCAAGACCCAUCUGCGUCUCCACUCAGGUGAGAAGCCCUAUCAGUGUAAGCUGUGCUUGGCCCGCUUCACCCAGUAUGCCCACCUCAAGCUCCACAAGCGCCUGCACACUGGCGAGCGCCCCUACCACUGCCCACACUGCCUAUGCGCCUACCUCAAUUACUGCAGCCUCCAGGUGCACCUCCAGGGUUUCUGCCCCUCAGGAGCCGACCCCUCAGGCCCUGUUCCCUCUGUUGAGGAGUUGCACCGUGUCAAUGCGGCGAUUGAGCAGUUCGACCUGAGCAAGGCUGCGGAACGCCUGGAGGCAAUGGCAGCGGGAGCUGAGGCGGAGAAAGGGGAACAGCAGCACUAGCGUCCUGCUGCAGGAGAUGGAGUUGGGGCGGAAGAGCUCCAACCAUUUUAACGGCGCCAAUGGGAAUAUGUCACUAGUCGAGCAUGGCCUACUAUGCAGCAGCGAGGGAAUCCUCUGUCCUUAGGUUGCAGUAUCACAGCCGACCUCUACCUCUGCAUCCUGGCUAUGUCAAACAGGAGUCGGGUCAUGUGACAGUCCACUAAUACCCUUUUCAAACUACUGAGCCGAGGUAAGCCAUGGCAAAACGUGUUGUACUGCACUGGCCUGGUUAUGCAUCCACAUACAAUGUAUAGUGUUUGCAAUGUACUGGAAAGGACCAUGUGAAAAUGAAAUAUCCAAGCCAGCACAGUACAGCUUGAUUCAGUAAUGAUAGUGUGGAAAGAGUAUAAGAGACAGCGUACUGAUAAUCCAUCAGGGUGACAGUGGCCUGAUAGUGACCUUUACUGUUUGAAGCAAGGCUUUGUCUCUAUUACAGGGAUUUUUACUCUCAGGGCAAUGUGAAGAGCAGUGGAGGCUGCUGAGGGGAGGACUGCUCAUACAAAUGACUGCAACAGAGCGAAUAGAAUAGCAAACACAUGGAAACCAUGUGUUUAAUGUAUUUGAUAUCAUUCCACAAAUUCCGCUCCAGCCAUUACCACAAGACCGUCCUCCCCAAUUAAGCUUACACCAUCCUCUUGUGGUGAAUAAGUGGGAUUUUACUAGGAGAACAUUAUUAUCAGAGAAUAUAAACAUUGUAUUGUACCUAUGAUAUCCUCAGCCUUAUUAUUAAUUUAUUAUGCAGUUUUUUGUAACCUGAGGAAGCCACAAAGACAGAGACUUGUGAUCAAAUGUUUAUAACAGAGUUUUAUUUCCUACUAUCUGUUCUUGUCAUUUCUUAUUUCUUGAUGAUGUGGGGCAAUAAUUGAAAAUAAACAAUUCAUGCAUA